Salvelinus fontinalis (brook trout) is the source of this 4475-nucleotide messenger RNA. RefSeq names its product integrator complex subunit 4 (gene ints4). Gene Ontology annotation, biological process: snRNA processing. NCBI's taxonomy places the organism in Eukaryota, Metazoa, Chordata, Actinopteri, Salmoniformes, Salmonidae. Gene Ontology annotation, cellular component: integrator complex. The transcript has 24 exons. Bases 82 to 3024 code for a protein of 980 amino acids. The record is from RefSeq and is a predicted model, not a curated record.
GUUCCGUCGAUGCUUGAUGACGAUGGUACUGGGCGCUUUCAACAUCAAACAAAUACUGGAAGCUAGUUAAUUUCUUUGGAAAUGGCAGCACAUCUCAAAAAGCGAGUUUACGAGGAAUUCUCCAAAGUUGUUCAGCUUCCCCAAGAGGAGGCUCCAGCCAAGAAGCUCCGUCUGACCAAGCCAAGUAAGUCUGCAGCGCUGCACAUUGACCUGUGUAAGGCCUCCAACCCCACUGAUGCCUUGCAGUACCUGCUGCACUUCGCCCGCAGCUCCGUGGAGGCAGAGAGUGUGGAAGGGGUUGUGCGCAUACUGCUGGAACACUACUACAAGGAGCAGGAUAACUCUGUGCGGCUAAAGAUUGCCUCUCUGAUCGGCCUGCUUAGUAAGACCCAGAACUUCAACCCUGAGAGUAUCCUAGAUGACACCCUCAACACAUUCAACACAGAGAAGUCCCAUCAGGUCCUGGCUCAGCUGCUGGACACUCUGCUGGUCAUCGGCACCCAUCUCCCAGAAAGCCUUAUUGUUAGACACAGACUCAUAGAGGUGGCCUACAAGCACCUGUCAGACACAUAUUUCGGUGUGAGGAAUAAAUGCCUACAACUCCUGGGUUGCCUGGGAAAUGUGGACACGCCAUUAAAUAAAGAUGGACAGGGAUUGGUUCCAGCUGUUAUUGGGGGCAGUGCUCCAGGGGUGUCUGGUGGAGUGUGUGUGAGAGACGCGCAGAGCCUCAUCAGUGACUACUUUGCAGACCAGGACCCAAGGGUGCGCACGGCGGCCAUCAAAGCCAUGCUGCAACUGCAUGAAAGGGGACUGAAGAUUCAACAGACCAUUUAUGAUCAGGCCUGUCAGCUGCUGUGUGAUGACUAUGAGCAGGUUCGUUCGGCUGCCGUUCAGAUGGUGUGGGUCCUGAGUCAGCUCUAUCCAGAGAGCAUUGUGCCGAUUCCGUCGUCCAAUGAGCAAGUCCGUCUGGUCGACGACUCGUUUGGGAAGAUCAGUCACAUGGUCUCUGAUGGAUCCUGGGUGGUCAGGGUGCAGGCCGCCAAAACACUGGGUAACAUGUUGCAGGUCAGUCCUCACUUCCUAGAGCAGACUCUGGACAAGAAGCUGAUGUCAGACCUCAGGAGGAAACGUACUGCUCAUGAGCGGGCCAAGGAGCUCUAUACGUCAGGUGAGUUCUCCUCUGGGAGGAAAUGGGCUGAUGAUGCUCCCAAGGAGAAGGUGGACACCUCAGCUGUCAACCUGAUCGCCUCGGGGGCAUGUGGAGCCUUCGUACACGGACUGGAGGACGAGAUGUACGAGGUGCGUAUUGCUGCUGUGGAUGCACUCUCUGCUCUUGCCCAAUCAUCUGCCAGCUUUGCGGAGAAGUGCCUGGACUUCCUGGUUGACAUGUUUAAUGAUGAGAUUGAGGAAGUCAGGCUGCAGUCCAUCCACGUCCUGAGACAGAUCUCUACUAACAUCACCCUGAGAGAAGACCAGCUGGAUACUGUACUGGCUGUACUAGAGGACUCGUCUCGUGACAUCAGAGAGGCGCUACAUGAGUUGCUGUGUUUCACCAAUGUGUCGACUAAAGAGUGUAUUCAACUGGCCCUGCUGGAGCUGCUGAAAAACCUCACCAAGUACCCCACCGACCGCAACUCUGUCUGGAAGUGUCUAAAGUUUCUAGGUUGUCGUCAUCCUACGCUGGUGUUACCGCUGGUUCCAGAGCUGCUCAGUACUCACCCCUACUUCCACACCCCUGAACCAGACAUGGAUGACCCUGCCUAUAUUGCAGUGUUGGUGCUGGUGUUCAACGCAGCUCAGUCUUGUCCCACCAUGACAGCUCUGUUCUCAGACCACACCUUUAGACACUACACCUACCUACGGGACAGCCUCUCUCACCUAGUACCUCCUCUCAGGUUACCAGGGAGGACGCAGGCCCCAGGUGUGAGUGGUAUAGAAGGUUCAGGCAGUGUGGAGUCUGCUCAACUAUUCCUCCAACAGAGUCUGAGCAGAAUUAGCACUAUACACAACCUACAGGACCCCGGGUCUCAGGACCUGCUCAACUUUACUAUCAGAGACCUACAGAGACUGGGGGAGCUACAGACAGAGCUGGCAGGAGCUGCUGACUUCUCUGCCACCUACCUCCGCUGCCAACUACUGCUCACCAAGGCCUUGCAGGAGAAGUUGUGGACUAUGGCCGUCCCCCUCUGCCUUAAACACAACGCCAUGGCAACUGCUGCUGCCAAACAGAUGUUGGAGGAGACGUAUAAACUGGAGUUCCUAUAUAGUGGUCUGGAGAACAGACAGGUGGCCACCAUACACCACGUCAGACUACAGGCUAAGGCCUUACAGCUAGUCCUGACUGCCCGUACCAGACGAGGAGUUGAACCUCUCAUCAGUGUCUGUGAGAAGUUCCUUCAGGAGGUGGAAUCCUUUCAGAGGCUGUUUGUGGUGGAGCUGCCCCACCUCCAGGAAAGUUUUGUGGGGAAGCUGUUGGACUUGAGUCCCAAGCUGUCGGCCUGCAAGCCUGGAGAACUAGUCAAGAUCCUUCAGACCACAUUGAGACAGAGUGGCUUCUUAAACCUUCAAUUACCUAAACAGGUCCAGCGUGCGUCAGCGACCAUCAUCGAGCCGACAGGAGAGUCUGACAACCCGCUGCGUUUCACAUCUGGCCUGGUGGUGGCGCUAGACAUCGAUGCUACGCUGGAGCACGUGCAAGACCCCCACAACACUGUCAAAGUACAGGUGCUGUAUCCAGACGGCCAGUCUCAUGUGAUUCAGCCUAAACCUGGAGACUUCAGGAGUCCUGGACCACACCGCCACCGCCUCAUCACACAGGUCUACUUGUCUCACUCCGCAUGGACUGAGGCGUGUCAGAUCGAGGUGAGGCUGCUGCUGGCCUACAGCUCAUCUCGUCUCUGUAAGGCAGUGUGGAGUGACAGCAGCACUGAAGGCCUGCAGCCAGCAGAGGGUGCCACUGAGGGAACCAUUUCUUUCGGCAAACCUGUCAAGGUCUUCAUCAUGCCUAAACCUGCCCGCCGCUGACACCAAACACCUCUAAGCAUCCAUCUCGCUUUCUCUCUCCUAUCUUGUCUGUUGUCUUCUCCCUCUCCCACCCCUAACCCUCUAGUCCUCAGCCAUUGACGCAGACCUCAAAGCUGGCCGUUCCUUACUGCGUAUAUGUUUAUAUUGUUAGUGUGACUAUGUGCCACUCCUGGCAGACUGCUCAACUAGAAUGAGGUUGUGUCCCAAAUAGCACCCUAUUCCCUAUAUAGGGCACUACUUUUGACCACUAAAGGAAAAGGGGUGCCAUUUGGGAUUCAUCCUGAGACUCAGCCAGAGUAUCACUGAGGUCACCUGUCUGAUCUGUGUGUUGCUAUUCCUAGUUGCUAUAGUUAAGGACCAUUUUUUUUCUUUGAAUGACAAUAAAUGAAACCAGAUGACAAAAACAAGCCUUUAUUCACAGCCAGUCAUUUCAGCUCUUCAUUACGGUGUUCUGAAUGUUUCACUUCGCUAAUGCACCCCAGGGUUGUGUUCAUCAGGCACCAAACAGAAUAAAACAGGGAGGGACUACAUGGACUUGUCCAUUGCAAAACGUUUUGCUACAGUGUGCUGUAAUGAAUAUGACCCUGUUGAAUUGCACCAGGCUUUCAGACUUCUCCUACUGGCCACCUGUGGUAUGAUGUCAUCAGCAGGUAGAGUGGAAGAUGCCACCCACCUUGGCUCCCUGGCCAACCAGGUUGUUGUAUUCUGUGAUGGCCUUCUCUGUCUGCAGAACUAUCAGCUCCACUCCUCUCUGUAUCACGAAGUCCACAGUUGAGGACGGGACCUUUUUAGAGAGAGAGCGCAGAGUUCAACAUUGCAGCCAUCUUUAAAGGAAAACUCUACCCAAAAACUAUCUUUUGGUAUUAGUUUCAUUAGUCCAUUGUUAGCAUAGUCCCAAAAUGUUCUGCUUGUCAACAAUCAGGUUUUCAAGAUGUAACUUUCAAAAUACAGAAAUCAAUUUGCAUCAUAUGAUUCUGGGUUUUGCAUCAUACGGGGAUGAUUUCUGGGUUUUGAAAGUUACAUAUCUUUAAACCCUGAUUAUUGACAGGCAAAACAUUUUGGGACUGUCAACAAUGGACUAAUGAAACUAAUACAAAAAUUGUUUUUGGGUGGAGUUUUCCUUUAAAAGGCAAGUCAAGACUGACUGAUCUACAAAUCACCUUGCAUCAAAUAACUACUCAAUAUUAUUUGUAGAUCAGUCAUUCACAAUUUACCCAUGGUACAUCACAGUUUUGAUGCUCUCGAACAAGGCCAGAGAGAGAAAUCAGGGGAAUUGUGGGAAAGUGUACAUGUGUAGAAGCUGGUGAAAGUAUGUUUGUCGGGGCUAGGGAAAGUGAAGGAUAGGGUAAACAGAGGAAGCGAGAGGUUUUACUCUGCCCAAAAUAAGUGAGGAAUUUUUGUAUGGAGGUUAGAGUGUUGAAUUUGAUAAACAAUAAAUGUGACUGUUCUUA